AAAAUUUUAAUAAUUUAAAUAUAGAAACCUGAUUCAUUUUUAAAACCACCUGUUGAUGUCAAAGCUAAAGAAGGAAAAGAUAAAAAAGUGCGUUUUGAAGCAGUAUUUUCAAAGAGUGGAGUUAAAGCAAGAUGGUACAAAAACAAACAAGAACUUUUCUUGGGGAAAAAGUAUCAUAUGAGCAGUCAAGGUGAUUUACAUGUUUUGGAAAUUAACAAUCCCAUUGUUGAAGAUUCUGCUCGUUAUGUGUGCCAGUGUUUAGAUGCUACUACUUCAGCUUUACUAGAUGUAGAUGAACCUGAUCCUGUCUACAAAUUCAUUAAAAAAUUACCAGCUAAAGAAGACUUUUUCACUACAAAGGAAGCUGUAUUAGAAGUUUUAGUUAAUACUGCAAAAGCACCUGUUAAAUGGUAUAAAGAUAAACAAAAAAUAGAGUCUUCAGACAGAAUAACAUUAAUCUGUGAUGGACUUGGUAAAAAAUACUUAAAAAUAUUGGAAGCUGUAGAAUCAGAUACAGGAGAAUAUAUGUGCAAAAUAAAUGAGGAAGAAUUCUGUGUUUGUAAAGUAUCUGUUACAGUUCAACAGUUUACAUUUACUAGACUAUUGAAGAGUAUGAAGAUACCUGAGAAAGACACCCUGACUCUUGAAUGUGAUGUAAAUGAAUGGGAAGGAAAAGUUACUUGGUUUAAAGGAGACAAAGAAAUUACUGCAGGAAAACGAUAUGAGAUUAUUUCUGAAGGAAGAAGGCGUAGAUUAAUUAUAAAAAAUGUACAGUUAACAGAUGAAGGAGAAUACAGUUGUAAAACUAAUGCUGAUGUUACAAAAUGUGAAAUAAUUGUUGAACCUGCCAAUAAAUUUAUGAAGAAAUUAAUGGAUAUGAGUGUCCUUGAAAGGGAGGAAGUAAUAUUGGAAUGUCAGCUGUUAGAUACUAAUGCUAAUUUAUUGUGGUUUAAAGAUGGUGUAAAAGUGAAACAAACAGACAGAAUUACAAUUAAAUUAUUGGAGAAAGGUUUUCAUCGACUUAUUAUUAAUAAUUGCCAAUUGGAUGAUGCUGGUGAAUACAAGUGUGAAAGUAAAGAUCUAACAACACAAUGCAAACUAGAAGUUAUAGAAGCUGAAAGAACACCAGUUAUUAAACUUGACAAAUUUGAUUAUGUUGGUGAUGCUGGUAAACCAUUGCUCAUUGAAAUUCCAUAUUUAAUUACGGGUCAAAGGACAUCUAAUGUUGUUGCUAAACUUUUACGUGGUGAAAAAGCUCUCACUAAUAAAGAUUGUGAAUUAAUCAUAAAACCUGAUAAAGUUAUGCUUACACUCAGAAAGCCUGUAAGAGCAUCAACUGGAGAAUAUGAAUUCUCUUUAAGUAAUUCUCAAGGAGAAGCAAAAUGUAAACUUAAAGUGGACAUUUUAGAUGUACCUAAGCCACCAGAAGGACCACUUGAAGUGUUUGAUGUUUAUAAAGAUAGAUGCAAAUUAAGUUGGAAUCCACCAAAAGAUACUGGAGGACUACCUCUACUGCAUUAUAUUAUUGAGAGACAAGAUUUAGGUGCUAGAGGGGGAUGGGUAGAAGUUGGAAAAUCUGAAACAACAAAAUAUGAUUGCACAGAUCUUAUAGCUAAAAAGGAAUACAAAUUUAGAGUUAGAGCUGUUAAUGAAAAAGGAGUGUCAGAACCAUUAGUAGCACCUAGAACAACUCUUGCUAAAGAUCCUUAUGAUGAGCCAACCAAACCAGGAAAUGUUGAACCCACUGAUUGGGAUAAAGAUAGAGUUGACCUUAAAUGGACACCUCCUGAAUCUGAUGGUGGAGCUCCUAUAACUGGAUAUGUAAUAGAAUAUAAAGAUAAAUUUUCUAGGGAUUGGACUACUGGUCCAGAAAUUCCUGCAGAUGAAACUAAAGGAAGAGUAGAUGGCUUAAAAGAAGGUGUACAAUAUGAAUUUAGAGUUAGAGCUAUUAAUAAAGCUGGACCUGGUGAACCAAGUGAACCUAGCAAGCCAGUGAUUGCUAAAGCCAGAUUUGUCAAGCCAUAUAUAAUAGGUGAUGAAGUAAAAAAUCUUGUUCUUAAGAAAGGACAAAUGAUUAAAUUUGAAAUUAAUUUUGGAGGUGAGCCACCUCCUGAAGUGAAAUGGGAUCUAAAUGGAAAAGAAUUGAAAGCUUCCAAAAAAAAUUUUAAUCAAAGAAUUGAUGAACCUGGCAAACCAGGCACUCCAGAAUUUGUUGAUUGGGAUAAUAUCAGUGUAGAUUUGAAAUGGGAACCACCUAAAAGUGAUGGUGGAGCACCAAUUACUAGAUAUAUUAUUGAGAAGAAAGAAAAAUUUGGCUUUAAUUGGGAAAAGGCUGUAGAAGUUAAUGGUACAACACUUGAAGCUAAGGUUACUUCAUUAAUUGAAAGGCAAGAAUAUCAGUUUAGAGUCAUUGCUGUAAAUAAAGCAGGACCUGGUGAACCUAGUGAUCCUACAAAGAAUCACUUAGUUAAACAUAGACGAUUAAAACCCAUGAUUGAUCGCAGUAUGCUUGAAAAUAUAACUGUUAAAAAAGGAAAGACUGUUAAAUUGGAUGUUAAUAUCAGAGGUGAACCACCUCCAAAAGUUACUUGGAUGUUAAAAGAGAAGGUAGUGGAAAGUGUAGAUAAUGUUGAAAUAGUAAAUGUGGAUUACAACAGUAAAAUAACUAUUCAUGACAGUUUAAGGAAAAACAGUGGAAGAUAUACCAUCAUAGCUGAAAAUGAACAUGGUCGUGAUGAAGCUGAUGUUGAAAUUCUUGUUUUAGGUGCACCAUCAAAACCAAAAGGACCACUUGAAGUAACUGAUGUGCAUGCUAAAGGAUGUAAACUAAAAUGGCAAAAACCAGAGGAUGAUGGAGGAAAACCACUAAACCAUUAUGUUGUUGAAAAAAUGGACACUGCAACAGGAAAUUGGGUUCCAGUUGGCAGAGCUGAUAGAGAUAGUCCUGAAAUGGUAGUUCCUGGUCUAACACCUGGAAAAGAAUAUCAAUUCCGUGUUAAAGCAGUUAAUGCUGAGGGUGAAUCUGAACCAUUAGUCACUUCUCAACCAAUAAUUGCAAAGAAUCCUUAUGAUCCUGCUGGUGCUCCUGGAGUUCCUGAUAUAGUUGACUGGGAUGAAACUAAAGUUGAUCUCAAAUGGCAACCACCUAAAAAGGAUGGUGGUGCACCAAUUACCGGUUAUAUUAUUGAAAAGAAGGAAAAGUUUGGAGCAACUUGGGAAACAUGUCUUGAAACAACUAGUUCUAAGCCUGAAGCAACAGUAACUGAUGUAAUGAAAGGCCAACAAUAUCAGUUUCGAGUUCGAGCAGUCAAUAAGGCAGGUCCUGGUGAUCCAAGUGAACCUAGUAAACUUCAUACAGUGAAAGCAAGAUAUUUGGCUCCAAAAAUAAAUCGUGACAAUUUACAGCCUAUUACAUUGCAUGCUGGCCAUGCUACUAAAUUAGAUGUAGAAGUAAUUGGUGAACCUCCACCUACUAUUACUUGGUUCUUUGCUGGAAAAGAAAUUGAAAAGAGUGAAAUAAUUAAAAUUGAAAAUGAGGAUUAUAUAACACACAUAAAAUUAAGUAAUGUAACACGCAAACAGUCAGGAAAAUAUACAAUUAAAGCUGUGAAUAGUUCUGGAAAAGAUGAGGCAUCAGUUGAAAUCACUGUCUUAGAUAAGCCUUCAAGACCAGAAGGUCCAUUAGAAGUUACUGAUGUUCAUGCAGAAGGAGCAACAAUAAAAUGGGAGAAACCAAAAGAUGAUGGAGGAUUACCACUUACUGGUUAUGUUGUUGAAAAACUUGACACUCUUACAGGACGUUGGGUACCUGUUGGUAAAACAGACAAAGAUACUCAACAAUUAACAGUAAAUGAUCUGGAACCUGGAAAAAGAUAUCAUUUCCGUGUUAAGGCUCAAAAUGCUGAAGGGGAUUCUGAGCCUUUAGAAUCAGACAAACCUACUCUUGCCAAAAAUCCAUAUGAUGAACCUGGACCACCAGGUCUUCCAGAAAUUAUUGAUUACGAUUCAAAUUUUGUCAAAUUAAAGUGGGAUAAACCAAUUCGAGAUGGUGGUGAUCCUAUAUCUGGUUAUAUUAUUGAGAAAAAAGAUCGCUAUAGUUCAGAUUGGGUUCCAGCUGCAGAGAUCAGAGGUGACAUUCCUGAAGGUAAAGUUUCAGGAUUAACUGAAGGUGAAAAAUAUGAAUUCCGUGUGAGAGCUGUAAAUAGAGCUGGUCCUGGUGUACCUAGUGAAGGAACCUCACCUCACACUGCUAAACCAAGAUUCUUGAAACCUAGAAUUGACAGAACUAAUUUGAAAGAUAUGACAAUAAAAGCUGGUUUGACUAUUAGCUUUGAUGUUAAUAUCAUUGGUGAACCACCACCAACAGUCACUUGGAAAUUCAAAAAUGAGACUAUAGAAACUGGUGUUGUAUAUCGUGUUGAUAAUGUUGAUUACAACUCUAAAUUCUAUCUGAUGAGAGCAACACGAAAAGAAAGUGGUACAUAUGUUAUUACUGCAACUAAUAGUUCUGGCACAGAUGAGGCAGGAGUUAUAAUAACAGUUCUUGGCAAGCCAAGUAAACCUAGAGGCCCAUUGGAAGUGUCAGAUGUUCAUAAAGAAGGUUGUUCAUUGAAAUGGAAAGAACCAGAAGAUGAUGGAGGCCUUCCUGUACAAUACUAUGAAAUUGAAAAAAUGGAUGAAGAUACAGGUGUAUGGGUUCCAGCUGGGAAAUCAACAGAACCCAAAUGUGAAGUUACAAAUUUGACUCCUGGAAAGAAAUACAAGUUCCGUGUAAGAGCAGUGAAUAAAGAAGGAGAUUCUGAGGAAUUGGAAACUGAAGAAGCAAUACUUGCUAAAAAUCCAUUUGAUGAGCCAAGUAAACCAGGUCGGCCUGAACCAACUGAUUGGGAUAAAGAUCAUGUUGAUCUUAAAUGGGCACCUCCAGAAAAAGAUGGUGGAUCACCAGUUACUGCUUAUAUCAUUGAGAAACGUAAAAAAGGCUCUCAUAAAUGGCAGAAAGCUAAACAAGUACCAGGAGAUAGAACAUCAGGAACUGUGUCAGAUCUUGAAGAAGGUGAAGAGUAUGAAUUCCGUGUUAAAGCUGUUAACAAAGGUGGUGUUAGUGAGCCAAGUGAACCAUCACGAUCUGUAGUUGCCAAACCACGAUUUUUGGCGCCAUAUAUUGAUCGAACAAAUUUAAAAGAUACAGUAAUUAAAGUUGGUCAGUCAGUCAGAUUUGAUGUUGAUGUAAAAGGAGAACCUCCUCCAGCUAUAGUAUGGUCAUUCAAAGAAGAAAAAUUGAAAGAUACAGAUAGAUUAAAAAUCCAAGUGGAAGAUUAUCGCACUGUUUUCUUUCUUUCAAGAGCAAAAAGGAAAGAAUCAGGAAAAUACACUAUCACUGCUACUAAUGACUCUGGAAAGGAUGAAGUGACUAUUGAAAUAAAAGUUUUAAGUAAACCAUCCAAACCAAAAGGUCCAUUAAAAGUGUCUGAUGUUCAUGCUGAAGGGUGCAAACUUAAGUGGGAUAAACCAGAAGAUGAUGGAGGAGAACCUGUUCAACAGUAUGUUGUGGAAAAAAUGGAUAUGGAAACUGGCAGAUGGGUUCCUGUUACAACUACAAGAGAACCAGAAGCAGAAAUUACUGGUUUAACACCAGGCAAAGAAUAUAAAUUCCGUGUUAGAGCUGUUAAUCCAGAAGGAGAAUCAGAACCCUUAGAAACAGAUGUACCAACACUAGCUAAAAAUCCAUUUGAUGAGCCUGGUAAACCUGGAAAACCAUCUGCUAAAGAUUGGGAUAGACAUCAUGUUGAUCUUACAUGGCAUGCACCUCAAACUGAUGGAGGAUCACCAAUUACAAGUUAUAUUAUUGAAAAGAAAGAUAAAUAUAGUACAAAAUGGCAAAAAGCAAUUGAAAUAAUUGGUGAUAAAUGUGAAGCUAGAGUGCCAGAUCUCAUUGAAGGUAUGGAAUAUCAGUUCCGUGUAAAAGCUGUUAAUAAAGCUGGACCUAGUAAUCCCAGUGAUGCUAGUGAUGUAAUUGUUGCUAAAACUAGAUUCUUGGCUCCAAAAAUUGAUAGAUCAACAUUGAAAGAUGUAAUUAUUCAUGCUGGUCAAAGUAUUAAGUUUGAUGUGAAAAUAAUUGGUGAACCUCCACCGAAAAAAAUUUGGAUGAAAGAGAAAGAAGUAUUGAAAGACGGUGGUCAAAUAGGAAUUGAGUUAGAACCAUACAGAACUAAAUUGGUAAUUCAUUCUGUUGAGCGUAAAGAUUCAGGUGUGUACAUAAUAAGAGCAGAAAAUUCUUCUGGUGAUGAUGAAGCACAAGUUCAAAUUGAGGUAUUAGACAGACCAUCUCAUCCUACUGGUCCUCUAGAAAUAAGUGGUAUACAUGCAGAAGGCUGUAAAUUGAAAUGGAAACCUCCUGAAGAUGAUGGUGGUGUACCUAUUGAACAUUAUGCUGUGGAAAGAAUGGAUACAUCAACAGGUCGUUGGGUGCCUGUAGGUCGCACUACUAAACCAGAGAUGGAUGUUAAUAACCUUGAACCUGGCCAAGAAUAUAAAUUCAGAGUAAGAGCAGUCAAUGCAGAAGGAGAAUCUGAUCCAUUAGAGGCUGAUAAACCAAUUAUUGCUAAGAAUCCAUAUGAUGCCCCUGGAAAACCUGGUAUUCCAGAAAUUAAAGAUUGGGAUAAAGAUCGUGUGGAUUUGAAAUGGCAGCCACCAGUUAAAGAUGGAGGUGCUCCAAUAGUAGGUUAUAUUAUUGAGAAAAAAGAAAAAUCUACUACAGUAUGGACAAAAGCUGGUCAGAUUGAUGGAAAAGAAUGUGAAGCACGUGUUUAUGACUUAAUUCAAGGAGAAACUUAUCAAUUUCGUGUUAGAGCAAUAAAUGCUGCUGGCCCUGGAGAAGAAAGUGAUCCUUCAAAGCCUGUCACAGCAAAACCAAGAAAAUUGGCACCAAGAAUUGAUAGACGUAACUUAAGAUCAGUAACAGUAAAAUAUGGCCAAUCCUUUUUCUUUGAUGUAAAAAUCAUUGGGGAGCCACCUCCUUCAGUUACUUGGACUAUUAAGGAAAGACCAGUUGUUGAAAGAUUAACAUUAACAAUUCAAAAUAUUCCUUAUAAUACAAAAUUAACUUGUGAUAAAGCAGAGCGUUCAGAUAAUGGAACAUAUCGUAUUACAGCAAGAAAUACUUAUGGAGAGGACCAAGCAGAUGUAGAAGUAACUGUUUUAGCAAAGCCUUCUAAGCCUGAAGGCCCAUUAGAAGUAUCAGAUAUCAACAAGAAUGGUUGUAAGUUGAAAUGGAAUAAGCCUAANUUUUCUUUAGAUAAACCUACUGCACCAAAUGGUCCAUUAAAAAUAGAUGAUAUUCAUGCUGAAGGGUGCACUCUAAAUUGGAAUCCUCCUAGUGAUGAUGGAGGUAUUCCAAUUGAUCAUUAUGUAAUAGAAAAAAUGGAUCCCAAGACAGGUAUAUGGGUUCCAGCUGGAGAAACAAUUGGUCCAGAGACUACAAUGAAAGUAAAAGGUCUACAGCCUGGUAAAAAUUACAAAUUCCGUGUUAGGGCAGCUAAUCGUCAAGGUGAAUCAGAACCACUGGAAGCUGAUAAAGCAAUAUUAGCUAAAAAUCCAUUUGACCAACCUGGAAAACCUGGAACUCCUGAAAUUGAUGAUUAUGAUAAAGAUUUUGUUAAACUGAAGUGGAAAGCACCUGAUUCAGAUGGUGGAUCACCAAUUACAGGUUAUGUUAUUGAAAAGAGAGAUAAAAUGAGUCUUGUUGGUGGUAUUUGGGAUUUAUUAAUCAAAAUGNGAAAACCUGGUAUUCCAGAAAUUAAAGAUUGGGAUAAAGAUCGUGUGGAUUUGAAAUGGCAGCCACCAGUUAAAGAUGGAGGUGCUCCAAUAGUAGGUUAUAUUAUUGAGAAAAAAGAAAAAUCUACUACAGUAUGGACAAAAGCUGCUCAGAUUGAUGGAAAAGAAUGUGAAGCACGUGUUUAUGACUUAAUUCAAGGAGAAACUUAUCAAUUUCGUGUUAGAGCAAUAAAUGCUGCUGGCCCUGGAGAAGAAAGUGAUCCUUCAAAGCCUGUCACAGCAAAACCAAGAAAAUUGGCACCAAGAAUUGAUAGACGUAACUUAAGAUCAGUAACAGUAAAAUAUGGCCAAUCCUUUUUCUUUGAUGUAAAAAUCAUUGGGGAGCCACCUCCUUCAGUUACUUGGACUAUUAAGGAAAGACCAGUUGUUGAAAGAUUAACAUUAACAAUUCAAAAUAUUCCUUAUAAUACAAAAUUAACUUGUGAUAAAGCAGAGCGUUCAGAUAAUGGAACAUAUCGUAUUACAGCAAGAAAUACUUAUGGAGAGGACCAAGCAGAUGUAGAAGUAACUGUUUUAGCAAAGCCUUCUAAGCCUGAAGGCCCAUUAGAAGUAUCAGAUAUCAACAAGAAUGGUUGUAAGUUGAAAUGGAAUAAGCCUAAAGAUGAUGGUGGAGAACCAUUAGAAGGUUAUCUUGUAGAAAAACAAGAUCCAGAUACAGGUGCUUGGGUACCUGUUGGAAAAGUUUAUUCACCAGAAAUGGAAGUUACAGGUUUGACACCAGGAAAACAAUAUAAAUUUAGAGUUAAAGCAGUUAAUAAGGAAGGAGAAUCUGAUCCACUUGAAACUUUGGCGCCAAUUCUAGCUAAAGAUCCUUAUGAUGCCCCUGGAAAACCUGGUAUUCCAGAAAUUAAAGAUUGGGAUAAAGAUCGUGUGGAUUUGAAAUGGCAGCCACCAGUUAAAGAUGGAGGUGCUCCAAUAGUAGGUUAUAUUAUUGAGAAAAAAGAAAAAUCUACUACAGUAUGGACAAAAGCUGCUCAGAUUGAUGGAAAAGAAUGUGAAGCACGUGUUUAUGACUUAAUUCAAGGAGAAACUUAUCAAUUUCGUGUUAGAGCAAUAAAUGCUGCUGGCCCUGGAGAAGAAAGUGAUCCUUCAAAGCCUGUCACAGCAAAACCAAGAAAAUUGGCACCAAGAAUUGAUAGACGUAACUUAAGAUCAGUAACAGUAAAAUAUGGCCAAUCCUUUUUCUUUGAUGUAAAAAUCAUUGGGGAGCCACCUCCUUCAGUUACUUGGACUAUUAAGGAAAGACCAGUUGUUGAAAGAUUAACAUUAACAAUUCAAAAUAUUCCUUAUAAUACAAAAUUAACUUGUGAUAAAGCAGAGCGUUCAGAUAAUGGAACAUAUCGUAUUACAGCAAGAAAUACUUAUGGAGAGGACCAAGCAGAUGUAGAAGUAACUGUUUUAGCAAAGCCUUCUAAGCCUGAAGGCCCAUUAGAAGUAUCAGAUAUCAACAAGAAUGGUUGUAAGUUGAAAUGGAAUAAGCCUAAAGAUGAUGGUGGAGAACCAUUAGAAGGUUAUCUUGUAGAAAAACAAGAUCCAGAUACAGGUGCUUGGGUACCUGUUGGAAAAGUUUAUUCACCAGAAAUGGAAGUUACAGGUUUGACACCAGGAAAACAAUAUAAAUUUAGAGUUAAAGCAGUUAAUAAGGAAGGAGAAUCUGAUCCACUUGAAACUUUGGCGCCAAUUCUAGCUAAAGAUCCUUAUGAUCCACCAAGUGCUCCUGGUAAACCAGAAGCAACUGAUUGGAAUAAGGAUAGAGUUGACUUAAAAUGGAAACCACCAGACAGAGAUGGAGGUGCACCCAUAACCCAUUAUAUUAUUGAAAAGAAAGAAAAAUUAGCAACACGUUGGGAAAAAGCUGCUGAAGUUCCAGGUGACUCUUGUAAAGGAACAGCUCCCUUUUUGACUGAAGGAAAAGAAUAUGAAUUCCGAGUGAUUGCAGUUAAUAAAGCUGGACAGAGUGAACCCAGUGAAGCAUCAGUACCAAUCAUAGCAAAACCAAGAUAUUUGGCACCUCAGAUUGAUAGGAAAUGUCUCAGAGAUCUAACUAUUAAUACUGGACAAUCAAUUAAAUUUGAUGUUAAUAUUAUUGGUGAACCACCUCCAACUGUUACCUGGAUUGUAAAUGAUGUUACUUUAAGAGCUUCAGACCAUAUUCAGAUUGAAAAUAUUGAUUAUAAUUCUAAAGUAACAAUUCGCAAAACAACUCGUAUUGAUAGUGGAAAGUACACAAUUACUGCAACCAAUAGCUCAGGAAAAGAUUCUGUAACAGUGAAUGUCACAGUUUUAGAUAAACCCACUGCACCUCAGGGACCAUUAGAAGUAUCCGAUGUACAUAAAGAAGGUUGCAAACUAAAAUGGAAGAAACCAAAAGAUGAUGGUGGUACUCCAAUUGAAUGUUAUAAAGUGGAAAAGAUGGAUCCAGAAACUGGAACAUGGAUUCCUGUUGGCACAUCAAAAGAACCAAAUAUGGAAGUAACAGGCUUAACUCCUGGCAAGGAUUAUAAAUUCAGAGUUAUGGCUGUGAAUAAAGAAGGAGAAUCAGUACCACUUGAAACAGAAAAAGCUAUAACUGCUAAGAAUCCAUUUGAUGAGCCUGGUAAACCGGGAACACCUGAAGCUACUGACUGGGACAAAGAUCAUGUUGAUUUGAAAUGGACACCACCUGCAAGUGAUGGUGGUGCACCAAUCUCAAGUUACAUCAUUGAAAAGAAAGAUAAAUAUGGCAAUUGGGAAAAAGCUGUUGAAGUCCCAGGUGAUCAAACUAAAGCAACUGUUCCUGAUCUUAUUCAAGGUCAGGCAUAUGAAUUCAGAGUUAAAGCUGUCAAUAAAGCUGGCCCUGGAGAGCCUAGUGAAGCAACGCUUCCUAUAGUUGCAAAACCAAGGCGAUUGGCUCCUAAAAUUGAUAGAACAAAUCUACACAAGGUUCGAAUUAGAGCUGGCCAGUCAUUCAAUUUUGAUGUAAACGUAAUUGGUGAGCCACCACCAACCAUUACCUGGACUUUAAAAGGCAGAAAAGUUACACAAAGUGAGACUGUAAAACUAGUAAUAGAAGAAUAUAAUACAAAGCUAACUGUGAGGAAUGCAAAACGAGAACAUAAUGGCACUUAUACGAUAACUGCAGUUAAUGAAUAUGGAAAAGAUGAAGCUGAAGUGGAUGUUGUUGUAUUAGACAGACCAUCUCAUCCUACUGGUCCUCUAGAAAUAAGUGGUAUACAUGCAGAAGGCUGUAAAUUGAAAUGGAAACCUCCUGAAGAUGAUGGUGGUGUACCUAUUGAACAUUAUGCUGUGGAAAGAAUGGAUACAUCAACAGGUCGUUGGGUGCCUGUAGGUCGCACUACUAAACCAGAGAUGGAUGUUAAUAACCUUGAACCUGGCCAAGAAUAUAAAUUCAGAGUAAGAGCAGUCAAUGCAGAAGGAGAAUCUGAUCCAUUAGAGGCUGAUAAACCAAUUAUUGCUAAGAAUCCAUAUGGUAAUAAAUUAUUGGCAAUCUUAAGAAUUAAAAAUUGUUUAGUUGUAAAAAAUAGAAUCCAAUUAUUGGAUAACUCUAUUAAAGCAAUUGAAAUCUGUUUUGUUUUUUCUUUUGCAACUUUUCCAGAAUGGAUGCAAGUUCUUGAAGUACCUGGUGAUGAAACUAAAGCAAAAAUACCUGAUUUGAUUGAAGGAAAUCAGUAUGAAUUUAGAGUCAGAGCAAUCAACAAGGGAGGAGCAGGAGAACCAAGUGAUGCAACUGCACCUCAUACAGCCAAACCCAAAAACUUGGCACCAAGAAUUGAUCGUAAUGCUAUGCAUAACGUUCGUAUAAGAGCUGGAAAAGGCUUUGAAUUAGAUGUGCCAGUAAUAGGUGAACCGCCACCUACAAAAAAAUGGACCCUUGAUCUAAAACCAGCCGAUGAACUUAGUAGAUGGACUAUUAUCAAUGAGGAUUAUAUUACAAGACUUUCAGUGAAGAAUGCUCAGCGGGCUGAUAGUGGGACCUUAACAUUAACAGCUACAAAUGUUAAUGGAACAGAUAGUGCAAAAGUUUCCAUAAUUAUUCUUGAUGUUCCAACUGCUCCAGAAGGUUUAAGUAUUUCUGAUAUUACCAAAGAAGGUUGCACUGUUUCUUGGAGACCUCCAAAAGAUGAUGGAGGAUCUGAAAUUGUGCGAUAUGUUGUAGAAAAAAAAGAUUCUGAAACAGGACGUUGGUUACCUGUUGGUGAAACUCUAAAUACACAUCUGCAUGCAGAUAAAUUGAUUGAACUUCAUGAAUAUACAUUUAGAGUCAAAGCUGUAAACAGAGAAGGAGAUUCACCUUGGUUAAUAGCAAGAGAACCAAUUAUUGCCAAAAAUCCAUUUGAUCAACCAGAUAAACCUGCUCCUCCUGAAGUUGUUGAUUGGGAUAGUCAUCAUGUUGAUUUAGAAAUACAUCCACCAAGAAAAGAUGGUGGUGCUCCUAUUUCAACAUAUAUUAUUGAGAAACGAAUUAAAGGGUCACCUUUUUGGGAGGAAGGCACUAGAGUAAAAGGAGACUGUACUAAAGCUAGAGUACCUGAUCUGAAAGAAGGUGAAGAAUAUGAAUUUAGAGUAGUAGCAAUUAAUAAAGCUGGACCUAGUGAACCAAGUGAUCCAUCAAAAGCAGUUGUUGCCAAACCAAGAUUCCUGGCUCCCUCAUUGGACAGAUUAGCUUUACAAGACUUGAAAGUACGAGUUGGAAGACCAAUUAAUUUCACCAUUCCUAUUAAAGGAGAACCACCACCAGCUGUCACUUGGUUAGUUCAUGACAAGACUGUAUUGAAUGUACCACGAAUUGAAAUAACAACAACUGCGACUCAGACAAUUUUGAAUAUUUCAUCUUCUAUAAGAUCAGAUUCAGGAAGAUAUACUCUAUCAUUGGAAAACUCUUCAGGAAAAACUUCUGCAACAGCAACAGUAGUAGUUCAAGAUCGACCUUCACCGCCAGAAGGUCCACUUGAAGUUACUGAUGUUACUCGAGAAUCAGCUCAAUUAACAUGGAAAGUACCAAGUGAUGAUGGAGGCUGUCCAAUUAGACAAUAUAUAAUAGAAAAGAUGGAUACAUCUAGAGGAACUUGGACUGAAGCAGGCAUAUCUAUUAGUCUAACAUAUAAAGUUACAAGAUUGGUAGCAUUCAAAACAUAUCAGUUUAGAGUCAUUGCUGUGAAUGAAGUUGGUAAUUCUGAUCCAUUAGAAAAACAUGAAGGCAUCAUUGCAAAGAAUCCAUUUGAACCACCCACCUCACCUGGAAAACCACAAAUUAAGGAUUGGGAUAAAGAUCAUGUUGAUCUAGAAUGGCCUGCACCAAAAGAAGAUGGCGGUUCUCCAAUUACAGGUUAUAUCAUACAAAAGAGAGAGAGAGGCUCUUCAAGUUGGACCAAAGGUGCAGAAGUGCCAGCUACACAAACUAAAGGAACAGUUCCAGAUCUUGUUGAAGGAACAGAUUAUGAAUUUAGAAUAAUUGCUGUUAAUAAAGGAGGUCAUAGUGAUCCUAGUGAACCAUCUGAUUUUGUCACAGCCAAACCAAGAUUCUGUAAGUAAAUUUUAUUAUAAUAU
Messenger RNA from Centruroides sculpturatus (bark scorpion), 13380 nucleotides. RefSeq names its product twitchin-like. The coding region runs from base 178 to 13365 and encodes 4395 amino acids. Gene Ontology annotation, molecular function: protein binding. The transcript has 60 exons. The record is from RefSeq and is a predicted model, not a curated record. NCBI's taxonomy places the organism in Eukaryota, Metazoa, Arthropoda, Arachnida, Scorpiones, Buthidae.